Spirometra erinaceieuropaei is the source of this 16361-nucleotide messenger RNA. The record is from the annotation of a GenBank genome assembly. Lineage: Eukaryota; Metazoa; Platyhelminthes; Cestoda; Diphyllobothriidea; Diphyllobothriidae.
AUGUUGAACAAUAAAGAUAUCGGAACACAUUGUGGACCGAAUAUUCAAGAGGAGGCUUCGAAAGAAACUGAGGUAAGCUUUUCCGACAACAACUCGGAAACACAGAAGGAAGGGCUAUCAACAUGAAGAUAAAUGAAUCGUACACGGAUCUCAGUUUCGCUAGCCCAAUAGCUAGUUCAUCUGGAACCAGCGAAACAAGUAAACUGGAGAAGAACGCUCAGUCACUCAAUAGAUGUCCGACAACAACGAGCACAAGAUUCAGUCGCAAGCAAAAUGUAGUUAUAAAAAGAGUACCCGAAUCAACGGCAGCAAUUCCAAAGGAGAGAGUUAAGCAUGACUUAGACCUUCUUCAAGUGUAUGCGAAAGCUUUGUUAAGAUACUGUGAGUCACUUAAUGUUCUCAAAGCAUUCCGAAUAGGGAAGACUCAAUCAGCAUCCGGUUCCGAUUCCCGGCCUCGACCCCUAAAAGUCAUUUUGGAGACUGAAGCACAGACCCAGCUCCUGUUACAGAGAAAAUCAUCUCUGCGGGGUCAGCAUCCUGAGGUUUUUUUUCGGCCGGAUUACGAGCCAAAAGAGCGAAUGAAAAUGAGAGAGCUGAUGACGGAGCCGGAAAAGCGGAGAAGCAGUGGCGAAACACACCUGCAAAUCAAGAACGGACAAAUAAUUCAGGUCAAAAGGACAUUUCUCUGGCCGAAGGCAGUCAUUCUGACAGCCUAACCGAUGCAAAGGUGCCAACUCCUGAGGCUGCUCACACCAGUGGCCGUUGUCUAGAAAUCUAUUACACAAACUGUCAGUCUCCUCAACAAGCUAGAUGAACUCAGAUUACUAGUCUCUGAACAGAAGCCUCACAUAAUUGUCCUAACAGAGACAUGGUUGACUGAGGAAAUGAGUAGUAGCGAAGUCAGUAGUAAAGGCUACCAACUGUUCCGUUGUGACAGAUUUCAGCCUAGAGGAGGAGGCACAGCGAUUUAUAUGUCAAAUGAAAUUCCGUGCUGUCAGCGAGAAAUAUCCGAUGGGGUGCCGCAAAAUUUUGAAAUAACUUCAUGCUAGAUAUGUAUCAAACAAUUACCGACACUGAAGCUGUGUGCUGUCUAUCGGCCUCCCAGCUCGAAUGAAAUCGCCGAUAUGGAAUUACUUAGUGCACUGGAGUCGUUAUGUAAACAGGAGAACUUACUACUUCUGGGUGACUUUAAGGCUCCAGGAAUAGACUGGAACAUUCCCCUAACAAACGCCCCGUCCACGUCAUUUGACCACAAGCUACUACAACUCUCCCUGAAUGAAUACCUCAUUCAACACAUAAAAUUCGGAACAAGACUGAGAGAAGGACAACGAUCUAACUGUUUAGAUCUCGUUUUCAGUAAAGAAGAAGGAGUCAUAAGGGAAGUGAAUCCACAACCUCCACUCGGGUUAAGCGAUCAUAUUGCUUUUACCUGCGUGUGCUCUCUCCUAUCGAACCAACAACCAAAAAUCAAGAGGCGCAGAAAUAUUUGGAAGGGUGACUUUAAAGCAAUGAGGUGUACUCUUUUGGAGGAAGCCUGGUUGGUCCACACAGAAGAUUCAGAAGAAUUCUGGCAGUACUUUCGCGGGACUAUAGAGCGUCUAAUUGAUUCCCAUUGUCCAAUAAAAAUGACAAGAUCAUGUGCGCGACCGCCGUGGGUCCAUCCGACGACAAAAAAGACCAUGAAGAAUAAACAGAGAUUGAGGAAAAAUUAUCUGCAACUUCGAGAUCCAAGGUCAUUCGCCGAAUAUAAGGAUCAGCGCAAUAAAUGCCGCAAACAAAUACGGGUUGCUAGAACUUCUUUCGAGCGCCGACUGAUAGUGGAAUCCAUUACAUGUCCCAAGAAGUUUUACGGGUACAUCCGUAGUAGAAGGAAACAUAGGGACGAAAUCGCGUGUCUAAAGGAUAGCCUCGGAAACUUAUCAGUUGAAGGGCCACAGAAAGUGUGAUUACUGUCUCAGUUUUUUCAAUCGGUUUUUACGUAGGAGUCCUCAGAAGACAAUCAGCAGUUUGAAAUGGACCGAUAGAGCGGGAGCUUCAAAUGCGCCAAGAUACUGCCGUCAUUGAAACCGUCGCUUUUUCCGUCGAAGAAGUAAGACGCGUCCUCAGUCAAAUAAAACCUGAAUAUCUCCCGGAUCCGACGGAAUUCCCGGACCAAUACUUAAGGAGCUAUCAACGGAGCUGUCAAAGCCUCUUUCGACUCUCUUUGAGCUGUCAAUAAAAACAGGAAGGCUGCCAUCGUAGUGGAAGACAGCUAACCUCGUUCCCUUGCAUAAGGGAGGUAGCAGGAUGACAGUAAGCAGCUUUAGGCCUAUUAGUUUAACUUGCCUCCCAUGCAAAGCGAUGGAAGCUCUAGUAAAGAGCGCUAUGCAGCAGUUUUGUGAAGAAAAUAACAUCUUGCAGGAUUUUCAGCAUAGCUUCCGGAGAAGACGUUCCUGCCUCUCAAAUCUGCUAGCUUGUCUGGAGAUCUGGACCAGGGCUCUAGGAGAGGGUUUUGAGGUCGAUGUGGUGUAUAUCGAUUUCCGCAAAGCUUUUGAUGCUGUUCCGCGCCAACGCCUUCAUCACAAAUUUAGCACCAUCGGCAUCCGGGGAGAUCUUCUGAACUGGAUUAGGGCGUUUCUAGUUGGUCGGAAACAACGUGUCUGUAUCGGAGAUGAUAUGUCAGAAUGAGUGAACGUGACCAGUGGUGUGCCCCAAGGCUCAGUUCUGGGACCAUUGCUCUUCAUCCUUUAUGUUAACGACAGCCUUCAGGAACUCGAAUGCGGCAAAAUAAUGUUUGCAGACGACGUUAAGCUCUGGCAAGUCAUUAAGGGUCCGAAUGAUCAGAGAUCCCUUCAAGAUAAUCUGCACCGACUGCAAGCGUGGUCGAAGAAAUGGCUUCUAGAUUUCAAUGUGGAGAAGUGUGCCGUCCUUCAUCUGCGUCCAACCAACUCUCAUUAAAAUGAGAGCCUGAGGACAUAUCACCUGAAAGAUAUAAGGCUCCCUGCAGAAUCUUCAGAGAAGGAUCUCGGGGUUUGGAUACAGAACAACCUGAAACCAACACUGCAGUGCCACAAGGCUGCAAAAAACGCCAUGGGAGUGCUGCAUGCAAUAAAAAGGGCUUUCAUAAACUUUGACCAAGACCUUUUUGAGUGACUUUACGGCACUUUUGUUCGGCCCCACUUAGAAUAUGGCAUACAAGCAUGACGGCCAUGGCUAGUAAAGGACCAAGCAUGCCUCGAACGGGUACAACGGCGUGCAACAAAGCUGGUAAACGAUCUAAAAAGCCAAUCCUACACGGACAGACUGAAUUGCCUUCAUUUGUUCCCUCUGUGUUACAGGCAGCAAAGAGGUGAUCUUAUCCUCGUCUACAAGAUAAUACAUGGCCUUGAGCUUGGACUUAAAUUUGAGGACAUGUUUCAGUGGCACCUUUCACCCAAUCUUCGUGGUCACUCGAUGAAGUUACGGACAACAAUGUCCAGGCUGAAUCUUCGUUCUGAAUUUUUCACGCAGAGGGUAGUGGAGAAAUGGAACGAUCUCCCUCAGUCAGUCGUGGAGGCUACGUCUCUGAAACUCUUCAAGAAACGCUUGGAUGAGUAUUUGUGUCCCCUGUUUUCCCUCGACAGUCUGAAUCUGAACUAAUACCCCGCAACCCCGCAAAUAUUUUCUCUGAGACAGUGGUAAUCAAAUGAAUCAAGUACUGUUUUAAUAGCGAAUAUUUUUAUUGUCCGUGCACAGUUAUUUCUAACGAGCUGACAUGUAAUCAAUAGGGUUUUCAAAGGCUAUGCCCAUUAUCCUUACCAAAUAAACUGAAAUAAACUGAAUUGCAAUGGUUACUAUGAGACACGAUUGAUAAAAUUAUUUAGCUACACAUGUUCCGUUCGGAAAGCCAGAAUCGGUUCAACGAAAUUUCCGAUAAUUGAGGGCAUAAGACCUAGACAAAGAGGGAAUUUAUUUUCGGACUUAAGGGGUCCGUGGGAAUGCGUUUAAGUUAUCAUAUAUUUGUUAACCAUGCAUACACCGGUGUCUGCGAAUUGAAAGAUGUAAAUUACAGCGAUGUGCAAAGCAAGAACACCCUAUCUAGGCUCGUCAGCAUGGCUCUUAUGUGACUGUAAAGUGUAUAGGUAAACUGCGUUUUUGCUGAUUCGUGAGCGCCUCGAGCAGCUGCUUAAAUGUAUUCUAAGGACUAUCGCCUUCAAAAGUACUGACAGACUUCUUUUAUUUACUGUUUCGCUCCUUUUUGCCACCAACUAUUAUUGCAUUCCUCAGCAACCUCACGAGUGUAGUCAAGCAUUUCGAAAACAUCCCUGUUCCUGCAUCACAAAAUGUCCCUCCCCAGACCACUGAUACUCCGUUGACCAGAGAAUAACCUUCCGGAUCCUCUCACAAAAACGUACAAAUCGGACUUUUUGGUAUUUAUAGGCAGUCUUCAGCAAGAGGGUUAAACUUAACUCGUUCAGACAGAUUACGCUUUCAGUUUUGCUUCAUGGUGGUAAUUCUACAUCGCUCGUAUUUCUACGUUCAUCUAUUCGUUGCUUUCCAACUACAUUCUGGUUCAUCACAUUUCUCUCGUUGGAAAUUUUCCCUAAUGAGGGUGGAUUAUGCAAUCUGUGAACUCCACCCACCUGUCUCGCCUCUCAAUUCUUGCAAGUUGAACUCCAACAUUUGACCUUUCCUUUAUUUGCAUCCAUCCUCUGAAAAGACCUCAAUUCGACAGUUUUUUUCCAUUCGCGAUAAGUUGUGGCUGAAGAGAUUUCAAGAGAUUUGCUGACUGUAUUAAAUUCAGCCCGUACUGGACUAACCACCGCAUAUGAUUACCUUGGUGGCUACGCUCUGUUUCUGCUAAUUUCUUUAGUCCUUUCACAUUUAGCAACCAGCCCUGGCCCUCCUACCAUUCUUAAUGAAGCCGAUCGCAAACGACAGACAAAGAGCCCGUAGCCCAGUGGUUAGUUUGUUGGACUUCAAACUAACGUGUCGUGGGUUCGAGCUUCAGGGCUGUGAAAAUCUGGCCCCAGGCAUGGCUGACCGAUGAGUGCUAAUAAGCCAGAAAGGGUCAUUUCAGUAUCCUCUGACUUUGCCGGUAAAGUUAGUUAGCGGUAUCAGCUUUCAAGAAUAUUUGGAGCAUUCUUAAAAUGGUAUCCUUCAAGGAAAACUAAAUAAUUCGCUUUAACGGUCUUCCGGGGACAUCCGCCCUUCCAAAGACGCCGUAAGAUUUGAAUUUCGAGGGUUCUCUAAUAAACGAAAGCAGAUAUUACUCGAUAGGCAAUAAACGAAUUAAGAAAACUUCAGCGCCAUCCUUACAUUCACUGCUCCAUCAACGCUACGAGAAGGCGUAAAACUUGUGGAUACCAGCAUUUCUCUCGAUAUCAUAAUUUCUGGUAAGUUGAACUGAAUACAAACCGCCCGCCCUCCUCGUCUGGGCUUAACGCAAAUCUGGUCGCCGAUAGACGGUAGGCCCGAAGUGGUCAGUCCGGUCUUACUCCGUCGGGAAUCCCCCCGUGACAGAACGUAAGCAUCAAAAUCAAUUGCAUGUUUGACUGAACACGAACUGUCUGUUUUUCCCUUUCGAGCAUGGCGUAAGUCUGGCCACCGAUAGGCAGUAAGUCUAGAAUGAUCGGCCUAUUCUCCAUGGUAUUGCUUCAUAGAGGUUUCCGAAUACGGACUAAGCGAGUGUUUCAAAACCUCAAUCAUGCAUUUUGCCGUGUCAGUCAAUAUGUUUCGGCCAUUGUAACACAAACUGUAAAAGCGUUGAUUUACAAUACCAGGAAACGCAGUCAAAUAAUUAAACAAAAAUAUAACCAGAUACUGGGAACCCGCGAUACCAAAAGUUUUCGGAAGUUCUUUGAGAAAAAAUAAGCAUUUUAUUCGCUUACAUGUUCAAGCGAGUAUCAAUUAAUAAAUUUUUUAUAAUUCGCGGUCAAGGUUUUACGCUUUAAAAAUAAGCCUCUACUUCCAAUGCGCUUUAUAUCACAAACAGGCAAGGUCUGCUUUGAACACAGCCAUGACAAUUAGGCUACCUUCGAACUUCUCAUUUUGGCGAUUUUGUUCGCGUGCAUGGCUUAAACUUUCGAUGUAAUCCGACUCUCAGACCCACAAUACUACAAUGGAUAGCAACAUAUCCUUAGAAAAUAGUCCAUGUGAGAGACAGGAAAUCUGUAUUUGUUUGUACUCAGACACUACUGUCUAUUUCCGGAUUGGGGACUCGCUGUCUCUGCUUCUCCUGUGCAUGCAGGUCGCGCAGCCCGUGGAAUGCGCUGUGAUGGGCGUCUGGGCAAAAAUACCCCUCUCACAUAAGGCAAGUGAUGUGCGACCAGCAAUGAAACAACCAUAACACUAAGUACUGUACAUUUUCCAAAGAGGUGUUUAAUGCCAUAUUAUUUUUCAGACGUGGAAUGUCCUCUUCCAUCCGCAGAGUCCAAGAGUAGCUGGAUGAUUUUAUUCUCAUGCCUAACGCAUUGGCUUUACGCGUUGCGACAGCGAUUAGAAUGCGCCUAGGUUUAGAUAACUUUACUCGGAUGAGUUGAAGUUUUGGGAAUUUUCUUAAUUCGAGACACCAUAUAUAUACAUAUGAAUUUGAACGCAGUCAUCCUAAGAAAUAUAAUUUAAAAGUAACAACGUUCUUCGGGAAAAGAAGAAAACUUUAUAAAGUAAAUUUUCGACGCUGGUUCCCCAGGUCGUCUUCAGACUUGAGCAAAUGUGCAAAAAACAAUUAUCAUUCCAAACGUGCUUAAGAAUCGAUAUUCAUUUGGCGUUUGCGCCAGUAAGAGGCCGCCGUGUGCGUCAUUCGGCAUUGAUUGGGUCUCUUCUCUUCCACUUUUCCCUGAGAUUUUUGUACGUGGAAUCUAACUGAGCAUGUCGAUUGAUUCAUGUUUCUUCGGAGUGCGCGGCUUUGAGAAACUCUUGGUCGUUUUGAGAGGGACAAACUCCGACGAUGCGAGUUUUGACCCAUGCGAAGGUGUAUCCAGUGUCUAGAGGGUGCAUGGCCAGUUGGGACGGGUGGUCACGCAUUUUAACUGCCAGUUGAUGUUCAUGGAUGCGUGUAGAGACAGACUUUCCCGUCUGGCUACAAUAUACAGCACCACAGGCACCGCAUGGGAUCUUAUGGACGACUACUUUCUUAUCAAGAUAGCCAACUCUGUCCUUAGGGUGUACAAGCUGAGUACGUCAAGUAGUCGCCGGAAGAUGGGCGCUCGCAGAUCAGGUCACGGAGCGGGCUCAUACUAGAACCUUCACAGUCGGUCGCACAGUGACUAUUAUUAGACGUAAAUAAGAUUCGCGAUCACAACCACGAGAGCAAAACAACGGGCCUGUAGCUCAAUGGUAGGUUGUUAAACGACAUGGCUAAAGAUCCUGGGUUCGAAUCUAAAGUGAUCCACACUUGGGUUUCGGCAUGACCGGCUGAUGACGGCUCAGAAGACAGAAAUGGCUAUUCCGGUCUACGUUGUCUUUCUCAUUGCCAUCUCAUAUAUGUACAUGAGACUGGCAUUUUGCACUUUUUAAAAAAAACAGCAACACGAUAUGGCAAAAUUGGCAAUUGUAAAAGUGGCCGAACGUCUUUCCUGGAGUAAAAAGCUGUUAGAAUGGUGGCACAUGGCCUUAUCUACUAAGGAUGAAUUUGGAUGGACAGGUACGCUUGCGUCCUGACAGUGAAUGAAGUUACUUUAUUGGCGUCAUAGCCUAUAACUAAACGAUAGUAUACUUUUAAGUAUAUGGAGCUAUGCAAGGUACACGUUGCUGAACGAGACUAAAGAUCAAGGACUAUUAAGUUCAUUUUUGAUUACUUGUGAAAACGAUAGUCUUGUAAUCCUAAACCAACAGGGAUGUCUAUUAUUUCCUAAUUGCAAGCAGAAAUAAGCCGCCUGUGGGUAGUUCCGUGCUACUAUUUUGGUGCUAGUUUUCACUAAGUUCCUGCACUUUUUUAUGACGAAGAAAUGUGCGUUUUGGCAAACGUGAUACGGCCAAUAAAAACGAUAACCCAUCCGGAAAAAUUUGACCAUGCACGUCCAACUAGUCAUACUGAAAUAUAUUGCCUUGGUUUAGACACCCAGUAAACAUAUAGGAUUCUGUGAGAAAAUUUCAGUCUGUCGAGCACAUUGGUGAUAAAAGCAAUCCAUUCUUUUUACGUCUAUGGCAAAUGUUUGGAUAUUAAUAUGGUAUUACCAUAAACGCAUUGCAUCCGGCAGCCAACUUUGCAUAAAAAUCUGGCCGCAAUCCAAACUGCCCAUGUAUCCUGUCUCACGCUAAGUUCUGAGGGCGCUUCUAUUUUUGGUUAAUCGGAAGAUUUGCGUUCCCUGCAUUAACUGGUCUAAAAUCUGUCGCAUAAACAUCGCCUAAGGCAAAUAACGGCAAUCCGAAGACCGGUGUCAUUUUAAUCUCACGUCUCAAGAACAGACUGUAACAUCAUCGUGUAUGCUUAUCUCAGUCAAACCUAUCUGUGAUCAGGCUCUGCCUACCCUCUGUACAUUGGUCAUGAGUUAUUUGACGUCAGACCAAGGUCUCUGCUCUAGAGAGCUUUGCCGACUUUUGAUUGACGCCUCGACAGACAGGCCAAUGGAUUUCCCCUCGCCUACUGACCAAUCAGGUCAUUGCUGUAGAGAGCCAAACAAUAAAAGAGCGGCAACACACCUCAAGACCAGUGACGAAAUGCUCCUCUGCUUCUAUCCUCUGGCGAUUGUUUCGCUUUAUGCGUCACUGACAGUUGUCUAUUCUGCAGGUAACCGUUUACCGGUGUCAUUUCUGUGAGGUCUUCUGGCGGACCUUACCCUUCCUUUUUAAUGCACACUUUUCUCCCCUACAGAUUACACCUGUCCAAAUGCGCACAAACAAGACAUGGUUAAAUUCCUACAAGCCGUUCUAAGAGAAACACUAAACAAGCCGGCCCCCAUCACCCAUCUGCGCUACGAAGACUGUUCCGCCAUGGUUACCGAGUUCAUUUUCGGAACCGGUUCCUCGUGUGAACAAACUGAAAGGGUGUUAAAUAUCCCGAGGCAAGCCUAUAAAUGUAAGGUCAGCAUCGCGCAGUCUGUCCUCCAAAUCGACUGUAAGGUAGGAUUGUACAGGCGAUGGUUACCCUCAUUCCUUUUAAAAUAGGAUACACUAGGAAGGCCAAUAACACAAGUGUUUUUGAUAGAACAAAUGGAUGCAGAAAUGCAUGCAGUCCGUGUGUCCCACCAUUCCUCCCGAAAAGUGCAAAUCAAAGCUCCAGUCGUCUUCACUCGCCGAGGAAGCAUGAACCCAGAUGUACGAGACGUGCAGUGGAUAGGAAAGAGUCCAAGGGAGUUCAUAAACGACAUUCUUGUCAAACCUGUUAAUUUUGCUCUACCAUUAUCAUGCUCAUAUAACUUGCGGUCGUUCGUUAGGUACGGAUAACACAUACUGGUUCAACAUUUCAUCAUUUUGCCAAUACAAAUUUAUCCGGUUUUGCGUAUAGUCUUUUGUUGUAGUUGAGAUACCGUCUUAACAUUCGAACGUCCUACUGCCUCUCAAUUUUGCAUAGAUAACCCAUAAUUUUUCGAAAAAUCUACUGGCAAAAUUUAUGCGUUCUUAGCAUCAGAUGGGAUAUGAAGUGCGAUCGAAAGAUCACAUCGCAGUUUAUGUAGACAAGACAGAAAUGUGGUGCCCUAGAACGGUAUCUCUUUUCUGGAAGUAGAUAUGCACCUAAUGCCAAUGGCGGUAUUAUGCACCCACAUGCCAGGAAACGUCCGUCGAAACAGUUCAAUAGCAGGCAUUAAGAGAACAGUGGUACAGGCAGAAUGUUAUUACAGACAUAGACAAGGGAGAUUGGAAUGACCAUUUCUACUUUAUUACGUGUCGUCAGCCAGUCAUACCUAACCCCGAAGUGUGGGACACUUGGGGCUCGAUCCCGCGACUUGCUAGUUGAAGUCAACCGCCCCUAACUACUAAGCAACGGGCUCGUUUUUCUGUCGGUUUCGAUUGGGAAUGUACACUGGUUGAUGUGGGCGCUCACCGAUCGUUCUUACGGAACUCAUUCGUUCCCUUGUGUCUUACGGCCCCUCUCUCGAGCCCAACCAGCAGCCGCACAGCGGCGCAUGACAUAGGCAGAAUGUUAUUACGGACAAAGACAAGGGAGACUGGAAUGGUUGCGUGUCCUGAGAGGGUUGUGUAGAGACGUGCAGAUGAAUAACAAUUCAAUAUGCCUAUUAACUAACUGCUAAACGGACACUCAGGCCACGAAAAAACAUGUUGGUCUUCUUGCUCUGAGCCCCUGCGUUCAUUUCCGCGACAGCAACUUCGCACUAAUGGACCUUCUCCAUGGCGUGGACUGCAAAGUGGGAUAAUUAGUCCACUUGCUGACAUAUUUUCUUCUCUGCUCAUAUGCGCGUGCUUCCGAUUUCUGUUCGGUCAGCUAGGUGUAAUGACGGGGUCAGUUUUAGAAGCGGGCAUAGGAUUAAUGACUAGGCGGCUCGCAGCAGCUAAAUCAGUCUGAUGCAUCCCUGCUGCUUAAUGUUCACCUGUUGGACACAUUGCUGUAGUGUCUCGUGGCAGUUCGUUUACUUCCACCUGGAACAGUCUGCAUAGGUGACAAUGUAUGCCAUAUUUUCGGCCGGCUUACCGAUUUGCUUCACCCAUGGUUGACUCGAGGACAUGUUGCUCUACCACUAACAUGCUCAUUUAAAUUGCGUUCAUUUGUUAGGUAUGGAUAGCGCGUUUUGGGUAAUUUUGCCUGGACGACAUUAUCAAAUUUUUCGUAUAGUCUUUUGCUGCAGUUGAGAUAAAGUUUUAAAAUGUGGAAAUCCUGACACCACAAUUUUCUGAAGCUAAACCAUAAUUAUUCGAAAUAUCAACUGGUAAAAUGUAUGCGCUCUCCGUAUCAGGUGUGAUAAAAUGUGGGGUCAAGGGAUCACUUUCCAGUGUACGUAGGCAGGAAUUAGGUACCCAAAAAUAAAAUAUCUUUUCUGGAAGGAGAUAUAAGCAUAUAUACGUCCGGAGAUGAUUGUGCAGGGACGUAUGCACGGAUAACAUUUAAAUGUUCCUAUCAGCUAAAUGCUAAUCUGACACCCAGGCCGCGAUAAACAUGCUGUUCUUCUUGCCCUCAACCCCUGUGACUAUUUCCGCGACAGUAAAUUUGAGCCAAUGGAUCUUCUCCAUGCUGAAAUACUCCUUCUGUGCCUAUAUGUGCGUGCUUCCGGUUUCUGUUCGGUCGGCUAGGUGUAAUUCUAAGGUCAAUUUAAGAAGCGAGCAGUGGCUAAAUCAGUCUGAUGCAUCUCUGCAGCAUAAUGUCCAUCUUCUUGACACGUUUGUGUAUUGCAUCUUGGCAGUUCGUUUACUUCCACUUAAAGCAGUCUGCAUAGAUGGCAACGGAUGCCAUAUUUUCGGUCGACUUACCGCCUUGAUUCAUCCAUGGUCGACUCCAUGACAUGGGUCCAAAUAAGGCUACUGAACCACCAUUUCACAUGACUUGGUGGGAUGUCCGUCGAAAUUGGUCAGUCACCCCCUUUGGGUUCGAAUGCUCACACAAUUAUGGACAGGAAGGUAGACAUAAUUCAUGCAUUGCAACAUGUCAAAUUGGUCUGUAGGUGAGGCUGGUUCCUGCAGCUCCAUUUGACUGAUGUCAUAGGAUUCGCUUACUAGAACAGUUUUAGUCUUGGAGAGCGCAAGCAGAGGCCAAAGCAAACGCAGGGAAGCGCGUGUUAACGGGUGCUUGGUGCAACCGAAGAUGGCGUGUACACCCUCCACGCGACAUAGUCAUUCGCUGGAUUAAGAGGACUAGGGAAGGUGCAAUCAGAACUGGAGGGCCGCUUGUUAAUUCGCAGUGCCUGGCCACUGUAGUGGAAUCCACUGUGUUUCGAUCCGUCCACCAUUAACAAUCCUAUUUAGGCAAUCGUUAGAUUAAGAUAAUAAGGAGAACGCAAGCAGAGCUCGAAGGACACGCAGGGAAGCGCGUGUGAGCUGAUACCUGAUGUAGCCCGAGGAUGGCGUAUAAGGACUCCCCAACAGGAGUCACAGUCAUUCGCUGAAUUCAGAGUGUAUAGGAAGGCGCAAUUUAAGAAGCGAGCAGUGGCUAAAUCAGUCUGAUGCAUCUCUGCAGCAUAAUGUCCAUCUUCUUGACACGUUUGUGUAUUGCAUCGUGGCAGUUCGUUUACUUCCACUUAAAGCAGUCUGCAUAGAUGGCAACGGAUGCCAUAUUUUCGGCCGGCUUACCGAUUGGGUUCACCCAUGGUUGACUCGAGGACAUGCAUACAAUGCAGGCUACUGAACCACCAUUUCACAUGACUUGGUGGGAUGUCCGUCGAAAUUGGCCAAUCAUCCGCUUUGCGUUAGACUACUAACAAUUCUAGACAGUAAGGUAGACGUAAUCCAUGCACUGCAUCACGUCAAAAUGGCCUGUAGUCAUUCCCACACAAAAAUCGGCCAGGUUUGUUCCUGCAGUCCCACUCGAAUGAUGCCAUACGAUUAGCUUACUAAACCCAUUUUAGUUUUAGAAAGCGCAAGCAUGUGCAGGGAAGUGCGUGUGAACUGAGGCUUGCUGUAACCGAAGAUGGCGUGUACACAUUACGCAACACCGUCACUCGCUGGAUUAAAAGAACCAGGACCUCGAAGCACGCGCAGGGAAACGCGUGUGAGCUGAUACCUGAUGUAGCCCGAGGAUGGCGUAUAAGGACUCCCCAACAGGAGCCACAGUCACUUGUUGCAUUAAAAGUGUAAGGAAGGCCCAACCAUGUAUGAUGUGUUAAGUUGGCGUAAUCGCAUCUGCAAAAAUUAUUUAGGAAGCCAAUCAUAUGGUCUCAGUCAACUGGGGCUGCAGGAUCAUACCUCGCCCAAAAAUAACGGAUAAAAUCGUGUAAACCAUUGUACAGGCUUCUCCGUCAUUUCUAGUGUGAACACGAAAACCAGGUACUGUUGACUGAAGAAACCAACAAAUGGUCCACCUCAUAGGCAUAAAACGUGUCACUAGAACGUUGUAGGUUUCUGUAAACGAAUGCUCUGAUUGGAAACAGUUGACGUUUUGAGAUGUUUUAGUUAUAUGCUUUCCUGCUGCACUAUGUUCACACAGGCAUAUUUUACGCAGUCACUCUGAGUCGUGUAAAGAGGAGGAUCGAUUUAUCCUGUCAGUUGACAUUCCUCAAAGCCACAACUUUCAGUGCGUGGAGAUGGUUGAAGGCCAGGUCUGCUGUACUACAGUUCGUGGCGUUUACGUUGACCCUGCGGUCUUCAACAGUACAUUUCUCAUCCACAUGCAGCAUCUACCUGCGGCAGUUCUGAGCCGAUUUUGCUUUUCGACUUCUAUAGUAAUUAAUCACUAACAGGGAGUAAAUCAGUCUGAACUAGAGUCUGGAUUCGCAGUUCGAAGUCCAUCAGCAAUAAUAUUCAUUUAACUGCCAACCGGAAGCUAGUCUUAUACACUGGGGUUAAAAGAUACCGUAGUGCGCAUUUGGCUAGUACCUCUGCUCGCAUAAUGAUAUUCCGUUACCCCAGUUCGGAAAUCAAGCUGACUUGGAAAUUGAGAGACCGGUCGUUGCAAAAGUCUCCGGCAAUGGCUUCCUUCUGACUUGUGUCACACGCCGCUGUGGUAGCCGUCCGUGACGGCAGUGUCAGGACGUUCUGUCAAACUCAAAGAGACUAAACAAACUAAUUUUGCCCGUCUCGUUCUAGUGUGUAGGCCAGACCUUAAUCACAACUUGGAGAAACCUGAGGACUAAGAUCCAUACAGAUCCCAUUCAGAUCUCUAACAAACAAAUUACACUUCCACCUAAUAUGGAUCUCAGCAGCCAUUCAGAAACAGAUGGUUUCACUGCUUCUCUUUUUGCUGCUUACUCUUAGAUAAAAUUACUUAUCACGGUAACGGCUGGAGGGACUGCAGUUAUCCUGAAGUCUGUUCUCCAGUAACAUCUGUCAACUUACUAGUUUACUUGUAUGUCAUUUUCAUUAGUAUGAACUUUUCGUUCGAUUCGAGUGGAUAAUCUGAACUGAGAGCGGGGUUUCUAAUUUUCCCACCAUCUACCCAAGGAAUCUGGACGGAAAAGCACCCUUCAAGGUUUUAGGCACAAAGCCAGUUUUCAAAUAGAUAAGAGCUAAAUUACGUGGAUAUCAACUACAAUUCGAGACUUCUUUGUUGUUGAUUACUCAUUUCCGGCUGAUCCGUUAAAGGCCCCGCAUCAAGAAUGAUUGGAGUUGGACACUUUCCAUUCAUGCAUCUUGAAGCCCUGCAUCUCAAACACUAUCAGUUGUGAUCAUGUCAUUCAAAUCCCCACUGGUGCUGUGCGACCGAAAAGCCUUUUGUCGGUGGUCUUAUCAAAAGAGACCUAUCUGGCACAAAAUUCCCCGGCUUUCGAGGAUGAAAUAUUUUGCAUGAAUUGUCAGUCAUCUCAUGACGCUGUAGGCCCCUGUCGGGAUUUGAACCGACUCCAACACACUUCACCAUGGGAAAUUUCGAUAAUUUCUUCAGCGCAAGACAUAGGUAAAUAUUUCAUGUGUGCUCUUCUCGAUGGAAAACCCAUAGAUUAUUCGAGAGCCGGUAGACAGGUCUUGUCGCCAAACUGUCGCCGACUUAAUUCCUACAAUUAUCCGCCUUUGAGUAUUUACCUCAUCUGUAGUCUGCGCAGACAAAUAUUUUCUUGUGGAGAUUAAAAAGUUGUCGAAAGAUUCUUUUGUGCUAAAGUCUCGAAUUUGUGAUUGGUCUAAAAAUUGUGUCCUGAAAACUAUUCUAAAAUCUUUGAUUAGCCCUGAGGAAAUUUCAUACUUCAAAUGGAAGAACUGUAGUACAUAUUCAAAGCGACAUUGAGACUCUGAGGGAGCCCGUGAGGAGCUGAACCCCUCUCAGUUGUAUCUUCUGGGGUCAGAGCCUUGAUGGAUCUGAUGUCUGGACUUUAAUCUAUAGCCAUGCUUUUGUGACUUCUUUAAAAAUUGCCUCUUUUUAUUAUAGCGUAAAGUCAUACCGCACUCGGGGUGCUAGUGAAAAAUUCACUGCAACAGUGGAGCCGUGGGAAUUUAUUUUUCUCAAGCUACAUUUAGGGUCAAAAGUAGUUAAUGAACUACUAGCCCUCCGUCUUUUUUCAUUGUGUUCAUAGAUUAGGAAGCAGCAGCUUUCUAGCUAUACAACCAUUACCAAAUAAGGUCAUUGGAUCUGGAUGCAAAGUUAUAGAUGGCAUAAAUUCCUAUCAGGACAUAGUUUCUCUAAGCCAUCAACUCCCUCGCGGGGUCUUCUACUUCCACCUACCGCGAGUGGGCGAAAUAUCAUCGAACUGAAAUCCCGAUAGACGAUUGGCAUAAAAAUAAGCAAGGUCAGAUGUGGGAGUUGAAUUCACAAGAAUUAAUAUAAGAGAGAGGGUAGUGGAGUUUACACAACCAAUCGCGCAGUUCACACACGUCAUUAGGGAUAAAAAAAUGAGGACGAUGUGCGCCGUCAGCUAUCAGACGCCAUACGAGGUGUCCCUGUCACUGCCGCGGACAUCCGACUUGCCACUGAACAGGAUCCCAUCAUCCGUCAGGCCAUCACCUACGUGCAGACCUGCUGGCCAACUACUGCUUUCGCUGGUGAUCCUCGCCAGCUCUUCCUCCGCCGAGCAUCGUCGCUAUCUCUGGUCGACUCCUGCCUCAUGUUUGCGGACCGUGUGGUGAUCCCAUUUUCCCUCCGACCCACUGUACUACGCCAGUUCCAUGCUGCUCAUCCUGGUACCAGCCGAACGAAGUCUAUUGCUCGCAGUUUUGCUUACUGGCCGGGUAUCGACGGCGACAUCGACGACCUGGUUCGACGCUGUUCUCGAUGUCAGCAAGCUGCCAAGAUGCCGUCUCGUCAGCCGCCAGUACCCUGACAACCACCGGAGAGGCCUUGGUCACGCGUGCAUAUCGACUUCGCUGGACCACUUAACGGAGUCUCCUACCUAAUCUUGGUUGACUCCUACUCGAAGUGGCCCGAGAUUGCUCCGCUGAAUCCAGCAACCGCAUUUGCCACUACCGCCUUCCUACGACGCAUCUUUAGCCAGCAUGGCUCACCGAAAGUCCUGGUUUCAGAUAAUGGCUCUCAGUUUACUUCGUCGACGUUUGAGGAUUUCUGCCGCCAGCACAACAUCCAGCAUCUUCGCUCGCCGCCCUACCAACCUCAGUCUAACGGUCAGGCGGAGCGUUUUGUCGACACUGUUAAGAGAGCCCUUUUGAAAGCUCGUGGAGAGGGGACCACAGACGAGAUAGUCCAGACUUUCCUGUUUUCCUACAGGGCAACAUCGAACCCGGCGUCCCCUGGUGGCGUUUCUCCUGCCGAAGCGUUGAUGGGCCGAAAACUGCGUACAACGUUUCAUGCCCUCGUCCCUACCGGUGCGCAGCCCGCACAGACUUCUCCAGUCUCUCGCAACAAGCUCUCCAUCGAACACCGGUCUUCGUUCGUGAUUAUGGAGCGGGGUUCCCAGACUGGAUUGAGGCAACCGUAG